CAUGACUGACGAACUCAUGAAUCACUCAUGAUACGUCUGCCAACGGGCCUUGUUCCGUUGGUGGCGGCCUGGGGCCUUCAGAGCGCGCUUCACAGCGGGCUUGUAUGGCUCCAGGCCGACCAACCCACCUCAGCGCUUACUGCGCACGUAGUGCUGUCAAUGUUAACAUUAGUGUUAGUGCUGGCGGCUCUGGCAACGGUUCACCUGAGCUUUGCUCCUCGCGCUAUCAGCCAAAGUUCACAAACGGAAGAGCUACAAAUCUUCAUUAGGCUUCCUUCAGGGCAACUCGUCACGUUCGUGGGACCUGUCGAUGCCACUGUGGGCUCUGUCUUCGACUUUAUCGCUUCCACGACCCUCUUCCAUCUAGAUAACAGCCGGAUAUGGCGCUUGGUCGCGCGCGGCGGCGACACGCUGCUGGAGCGUUCGACCGUGCUGGCACGUCGUGGCCUGGCGUCCGGUUCCGAGCUGCAAGUGCUCGCACGGCUAAUGGGUGGCACUCCAAAGAGAAGGCCAUCAGCACCCUCAGGUAUAGUUGUUGGGAAUCAAGAGGCUUGGCACGGCAAAGGACUUACAACCACACCGUGUGCACGCAGACAACUGGCUCAGCCUCCACCGCUUCACCCGCUUUCGAAACCACUUCGGAGACCCCGUCUACACGUGCACCAACCCUGGAUGCCGUUCGCCAACACAGUUGAAGGAUAGAGCGGCUUGCUCUCGCCACGAAAAAUGCUGCGGCCUAGGAGACGCUGACUUUCCUGAGGGAGGGAGGGAUUCGCCUGCGGGUUCUGUUAGUGAGAGCGACAGCAUGGACACUAACGGUAGCGGCACCGGCAGCGGUAGCGGCACCGGCAGAGGUAGCGGCACCGGCAGCGGUAGCGGCACCGGCAGCGGUAGCGGCACCGGCAGCGGUAGCGGCACCGGCAGCGGUAGUGGCACCGGCAGCGGUAGCGGCACCGACGGCGGCGGCGGCGGGAAUGUUGGCAAUGGCAGUGACAGGAGUGGUGGUGGCUACAGUAAUAGCGGCAGCGCCCGGGUGGACAGCGACUACCUAUACUCCGAUGGGGAAGAGGAAGAUGCUGCUGACGCUGAACCGGGUCAUUUCCUGGCGGCAGCUCUACACCGCGUUGUGGCUUCUCUCGACCAGGACGACCCUGCCAACAUCAACACCAUUGAGCUGCUGAAUGCUAUUCUGCAGCAAUUCGGGCACCUGGCGCCUGUUGACGGCGACGGUGAUGCUGAUGACCAAGCCGGUGCGGUUGCCAACGACCUUGCGGCGCAGGGUAUGGUCAUGCAACCCACCAACAUCUCCGAACUACAGCAUGGUGCGCGGUCUGUGCAGCACUUCAAGGGCAUCAUGUCAGAGCCGCUGUGGAGAACAGGCACUCAAUCUGCACCUAUCACUGUGGGGCAGUUUGCUUACGCUUGGAUGAAGGAGAAGAUUGAUGGGCGCGUACGGGAUAAUGUUGCGGACCGUCAGCUGCGUUUCCUUCGUGACGUGUGCUUUCCACCUGGCAAUAACUUGCCCCCGUCGCUGUACAUAAUGAAGAAGAUGUUGGACAUUCCAGACGCACGUGACUUUGAGAAGCACGUUUGUUUGAGCGACAAGUGCUUGUUCCCUGAUUUCCCUCGAGAUGAGUGGCACCAGCACCUGCAAGAUGAGUGCGGCUGCGGCCAUCGACGGUUUAAGCCUGCCCGGCCAGGACACCAACCAGUUCCGAACAAGAGGUUCUACGACUUCGGUGUCGAGAAUGUCGUGCGCGGCAUGUUCAUGGACCCACGGUUCUGCACGUUUCGCGGCACAGGGCGCGACAACAACCCUGACGACUUCUACGGCUCGCGGUACGCGCAAGACAUCAAUGCCAAGACUUCCGGCGAGUUCUUCGAGCCCGACAGCUCGGCUUACGACCUGGGCUUUGACUUCGGCGAGGUCUUCUCAUUCAAGAAGUACAGCUGCGGGAUGCUGUUCAUUCGGUGCGCGGACCUGCCAGUGACUCAACGCAGCAAGCGCCGCCACUGCUUCCCCCUGAUCAUCACGCCCGGACCUUCGGAGCCUGACUCAAUGGAAGUCUACUUGCGCCCAACACUGACAGCAUUCAAGGCCUUCGGGCCUGGCACCGAGGGUAUGACCGUGGUGGACGCUGCUUCGGGCCGGACCUUCGGGCACAAGAUGUUUCUGGGCGGUAUCUUUGCUGAUGCCAGAGACUGCACUAUGCGGUGACAGCAGGAUCCGGAUCUCUCAUGCGCACCACAUGGAUCGGGCACAGGUUGUGGAAAGUAAUCAUGACUUGGCAUCGGCGCUGGGUUGCCAUGGCAUUUCCUGCAUAGCGAAGGAGCUGUCGUACAUAGACAUGAAUAACGUGUGGGUUGUGCCCAUAGCGCAUGCAGCUCUGUUCGGUGUCAUCAAGAAGUUCUGGCACUUUGUGCUGGGCGAGUCCGUCAAGAAGGCUGAGAGUGACUUUGUGUUAAGUGUAGAGGCUCGUCGCAGAAUGACUGCACGUGCAUCCCAUUUCAUCAUUACUAAUGACUUUAACCGACCCUACCGUGACAUUGUCCCCUGCUCGUACUGGACCAUGGAAGAAUGGCUGCACUGGACGGACUGCUUCUCCCUAUACGUCCUGCACUCGCACGGAGGGGAUCCUAAUAAAGUUGUGAUGCCGGUAGUUACACGGAAAGAUGAUGCAGGGCUGGAUCGUGAGUUUGACCUGGGGAGAAUGUGGGAGAUGUUGCGCACGGCCAUGCUGCAUUAUCUGCGGUAUGACCAAUUCUCGGAGGCUGCGUGUGACAGUGCAGCAGUAACCUUCAAACAGUUCUGCUGUGACUCGGAGCUCGUGUUUGGCAUGAAGUUUGCUACCUACAACAUGCAUCUACUGGCAUGUAGGCUACGCGAGCAGGAGCGUGCACGUGGGCACGUGGCGUUUGCAACUGAGUUCUGGGUGGAGCGCGGUGUGCAGCAGGUCAAAAGUGGGGUCAAGUUCCGCACAACCAGGUGUCCAGAGCAAAUUAUUGUGAGUGGGUUCCUUGCAAGUGCCCGGCUCGCUGAGAUGCGAGCUGAGCGUGGCAGGGGAGGUGGCACCGCGGAUGGUGGUGCAACCGGGCCAGCCGGGGUAGAGGCCGGCCAUGCACUGGCUGCGGGUGGGAGCCAGUACAAGUCAUUUGAUGAGUGGGUGCCAGAUUACCGUGCAGCACACGUCACAUUGACGGGGGAUGUUUGCGCGGAUGUAGAGGAUGGUGAGGGUUCCCAGCUGCUUGGGCGCGGAUAUGUGGCGGGUCCGACCGAGCGGACAGUUGUCUUCGAAGCAUUCAUGAAGGCUUUUAGUAAAGAGGACUUUGCGACACGUUCAGGUGUGGUGGAGGGUGACUUGCAGAACGCAAGUGUUAUUAUAUUCAAACGUGCACUUGUACGACGUGACCAGGUUUUACUAUCUACAAAGUAUAACUUGACCACUGCACGUGAGUCAUUUUAUGUGAAGACUAAGUAUGCGCCAUCCCUUGACACCCCAGAGGACGAUCAGGACGUGUCUGUGUAUGUUGGAGAGGUUGCAUUCUAUGCUCGUGUGCAAACCGUGCGUGGGGUUGUAUGCCGUGUGGCGAUUUGCGAAUUGCAUAAGGUGGAGGUGGUACGGCCGCAGUCGUUGUACUAUGCUGCAGACUUUAGUCGCCGCAAGGCAACCCCCAACCAAGAACGCCAGCAGACGUUCCUGAACUCGUUCCCCGUGCUAUUGCAAGCCAUUGACUCGAAGGUGAUGCGCUGCAAGCUCGACGAGAAUAAAAGUUACUUCAUUACGUACCACUUGUUUUCUCAGUUGCCAACCAAUGAUGGUGAUUGGCAAGGAGCAGUGCAAGUUGGGUAGCCGCUCACGCGGCUGAUGCAGUCUGUAACAUGAUGAUGUCUU
This is a messenger RNA of Chlamydomonas reinhardtii, 3893 nucleotides long. RefSeq lists its product as uncharacterized. The transcript is spliced from 7 exons. Lineage: Eukaryota; Viridiplantae; Chlorophyta; Chlorophyceae; Chlamydomonadales; Chlamydomonadaceae. Bases 806 to 2218 code for a protein of 470 amino acids. The record is from RefSeq and is a predicted model, not a curated record.